AUGGCGGCGGCCCUCCGGCUGAGGCAACUGGAACUGAUCACACCCUUCCAGCUGUAUUUCAACCCCGAGCUCAUAUUUAAACACUUCCAAGUAUGGAGGUUAAUCACAAACUACUUGUUCUUUGGACCAGUUGGCUUUAAUUUUUUAUUUAACAUGAUCUUUUUAUAUCGUUACUGCCGAAUGCUUGAAGAAGGCUCUUUUCGAGGUCGGACAGCAGAUUUUGUAUUUAUGUUCCUAUUUGGAGGGCUUUUAAUGACUCUCUUUGGCCUGUUUGUGAACUUGGUUUUCUUGGGUCAGGCAUUCACAAUAAUGCUCGUGUAUGUGUGGAGCCGCAGGAAUCCCUACGUCCGUAUGAACUUUUUUGGUCUUCUCAUCUUUCAAGCCCCAUUUCUACCCUGGGUACUGAUGGGCUUUUCACUGCUUCUGGGGAACUCCAUCAUUGUGGAUCUCCUGGGCAUUGCUGUUGGACAUAUAUAUUUCUUCUUAGAGGAUGUCUUUCCCAAUCAGCCCGGUGGUGGAAGGCUUCUCAGAACGCCGUCUGUCCUGAAAGCAAUAUUUGAUACCCCGGAAGAUGAUCCUAAUUACAAUCCCUUGCCAGAGGAACGACCGGGAGGAUUUGCGUGGGGAGAAGGCCAGCGCCUUGGAGGCUAAUAAAUGUCUGUGCCAAAACCCAGCGACAACUGGGAGAGACUGACCUGAAUAAAGUUCCAUACUGGGGACUCUCAUUCCCCGUCGCAGAAAGGACGCUUUUUGACAACUCUAUGGUUUUGAACACAAGCACUUUAUGAAAUGGCAGUCUAAUCCAAGACACUUCCAGGCUACCAGUGUCUUUCCCAAUCAGGGAAUUUAUUGUGCUGGUAAUGGAAAUACUAAUCCAAUGGAGCCAAAAACGUAAAACUGGAAACCACUUCCUGUCAAUUUCAGUUAACAAGACCAUAGGUACUUCUUUAAAGUGAUUUCUAAAGCAUUUUUUCAAGUAUUUGAUACAGGAAACUUUACAGGGGACAAAACCAACUUUUGGGGGUUUAACUCAUUUUUUUAUUCUUGGAUAAAACAGCUACAAGAUGG
Molecule: messenger RNA, 1068 nt
Organism: Opisthocomus hoazin
Lineage: Eukaryota; Metazoa; Chordata; Aves; Opisthocomiformes; Opisthocomidae
Source: RefSeq, a predicted model, not a curated record